CACAGUCAAUAUAAAGCAUCAGCUUUACACUCAAGGUCCUUGAGGCACUUCUCCAGCAAGAUGCAUCUGACUCAUUCUCUGCUCAUUGUGCUCCUCGGCCUCCCAGCCUUGCUGGGUUAUCGAGCUGUGUGGCAGUUCAGGUCCAUGAUCCUGUGCACCGUACCUGAUAGCUGGCCUGCGCUGGACUAUGCUGACUAUGGCUGCUACUGCGGUUUCGGAGGCUCUGGUGCACCUCUUGAUGAGCUUGACAGGUGCUGUCAGAUCCACGAUCAGUGCUAUAAUGAUGCCAUGCAGCAUGAUGAAUGCUGGCCCAUCCUGGACAACCCCUACACUGAAAUAUACAGUUAUCACUGUGAUAAGGCCAGCAGAACUGUCACCUGCCUGAGUGACAACAAUCCUUGCGAGACGUUCAUCUGCGAGUGUGACAGGAACGCAGCCAUGUGUUUCGCCAAUGCCCAAUACAGUCCAGAGAAUGUUAACGUUCCCAGUGACCGCUGCAAGUGAACUGAAGAGGACAUCUCGUCAUUAAAAAAGAAAAAAAAAUUUCAAUAAUACAAUGAUUGAAUACGAGUGCUAUUGUUUCCAUAGCUAUAGAUUUAUUUUCAAGAAAAGCCUAAAACAUGUGAAUGCAUAUUUCAUCCAUUUUUAUGACACACCAGAAUCAGUAACAUCCAUUUCCAUCAUUCUAGACUUCACCGCGCUAUACUGGGUCUGCCAUACUAGGUGUGUGUGAGUGUGUGGGGAAGGGGGUUUUUCAUGCCCUUUUUUCACAGAUAUAUCGGUAUGACUGCGUACACUCAGCAUCAUUCAGCAGUUUGCGUUUGCGUCUUUCAGAACCAUGAAGCUGCCCGCAGUCCUCUCCGUUCUCUCUGUAGUCCCAGUCGUCUGGCUGACCUUUAUCCCAGAACCUAAACACAACCAGAGGAGAAAUAUAUCACACAUAAUGCCGACUUCCUUCCUCCAGCAUUUGUUUCUGCCCUUCAUCUGUUUUUAUAUUUCUUUCAUAUUUCUCUUACAUUGGGGUUGAUCUUAAGUCAGUUCCAUCCACCCAGCUCCACUGUCCCUCAUGCUGUCGUUCCACGAGUCCGAUCCAGUAGUUAUGUCGGACUGGAAUAAUUUUUGAAAUGUAGUCCUAGAAUUUUAAAGAAUAAUUAUUUCUUAAACCCUUUAUUUAAGACUAUGUGUGCUUCCUAAUUGGGACAUUCACAGCAAGAUGACAUGAUGUGGAACUCACCAGUUCCUCCACAUUGUUCAGAACCAGCAGGUGUCCUCCGUGUGCUUUGCACAGAUCCUCUGCUUUGCUCCAGGUUACACUGGUGGUGGCUAGCAGGUAACAGUGACUCUGGUAAGACACCCAGCCUUCGGCACAUGUUCCUGUUAUGAGGAGGAUUGACACAUUUUGACUGUAAAAAUAAAAUUCUCAUAUGGAUGAUUUUAAAGCAUUCAGUUUAAUACCUCUAACUGGGCUGAGUUCCUCUAAGAAGACAUCGGUCACUGUUGUUUCACCUUAAAUAUGGAAAGCCACAAAAGAACGACAGCAGCUUGUGAAGAGGACUAAAAGGUCUUUGAGUUUAUCAUCAUAUUCAGUCCAGAUAUUAUUACUGUUUUUUUUUCCCAACCUGAACUGAGCGCUGAUGUUGUUCCUCCAUGGUUCAUUUUAUCAAGAUGCUGUUUGAUAUCAGUGAUUUCCUUGCUUAAAUGGGAGACUUUGAAAUGAGGAAACAAUAAAAAGAAAAUAUAUUUUUAUACAGUUAUAAAAUAAUAUAUGAAUGAAGGAGCUUUACUAGAUUGUGGCCAAUUUGGACUAAAGUCGUACAUUUGAUCCCAGUCACCAUCAGCAGAAUCAGCAGCAGCAGCACCAGGAGGCCAUAAAGCACAAAAAUCACUAUCCUCUUCAUACCUACAAACAAUGACCAACGUUUAAUCGCUGUAUAAGAUGAAAUUACUUGAUUAAAACCAAAUGACAUGAAAAUGUUUACCUGUCUGUGAGAGGAUUUUGGGUUCUUCAUGGACAGAGCUGCUAUCUGAUGAUCCAAACUGGUGAUACUG
Archocentrus centrarchus (flier cichlid) is the source of this 2049-nucleotide messenger RNA. It is a transcript of the gene pla2g1b, whose product is annotated as phospholipase A2, group IB (pancreas). Gene Ontology annotation, biological process: lipid catabolic process; arachidonate secretion; phospholipid metabolic process. Gene Ontology annotation, molecular function: calcium ion binding; phospholipid binding. The record is from RefSeq and is a predicted model, not a curated record. NCBI's taxonomy places the organism in Eukaryota, Metazoa, Chordata, Actinopteri, Cichliformes, Cichlidae. The transcript has 4 exons. The coding region runs from base 61 to 504 and encodes 147 amino acids.